AGAAGUGAAACUAAGAAGUUUUUAUACAAGACUCCAUUUUACACUCGUCAGAGCAGAAGGAGAAAACCAGGCUGUGUGAAGUCGGGAUUAACGACAGCAUGAAUAAAGCUGAGAAACCGGAACAAUAUGACUCUGAUGUCAAACUGGAUGUGAAAACAAACCUGCCCGAGGAUGACAUAAAGGCUCCAUUGUCCUUCUCACCUGAACUAACAUCUGGAAACAUGCAAACUUCAUACAAGUUCAAGUGUCCUGGUCCGGGUGUGUUCCAGUGUGAUCUGACUCGAAUGGUGUUUGUUAUGGCUCAGGAGGCGGAGCUAAGUUACAGGACCGUCAUAUGGGAUGAGAGCCUCCUCCAAUCAGCUGGCAAGCUGCCUGCAGGGCCGCUGUUUGAUAUCAAGUGCUCCGAUGACUCUGCUGUCGAUGAGCUCCACCUCCCACACUGUGAAACAAAGGAAGCGUUGGCCUUUUACGGCCUGAUGUCUGUCGUCCACUUCACUGAUGAUGGAAUGAGCAUCUUGGAGCCGAAGGAGAUCACAGACUCUCAUGUGGUUGUGAAGGUCCCUCACCUCUCUGCCUUCGGCCUGAUCUGGGAUGCCUUCAAAAGGUUUCUGAAAAUCUCACUGCCAAUAAAGGGCCAAAUUCUGCUGUUGCGCCGACCUCUGUAUGUAAGGUAUCUAAUACUGGACGUAAUAGUGCUGCAGGAAAACAUCCCUGCGCAUGAGGUUGCCGUCCAACAUGAAGGUUCUGAGCUGAUCACGGUCUCCUCUGACUGUCUUCUUAGCUUUGGUCAAAAUUACAAUGUCAAGUGUGAACCGACGUGCCACCUGAUACAGCCGAAGGGUGCAGAAUUCAUGUCAAGGGUGGGACCAAAUUACCAUUCUACAUUUGAAGUUUUCGUGACUCCAGACACAGAGAGUGUGACUGUGAUAGUCCAGGACCAGGAGAAGAAAGAAGUCUGGAAAAAUUUCGUGUUACUGACAGCUCCAAGUGGGGAAAUUAGAGGAGGAGAGGACAGCGUCCCAUCAGAGGACAGUGUCCCAUCAGAAGACAGCGUCCCAUCAGGGGACAGCGUCCCAUCUGGGGACAGCAUCCCAGCUAACAAAAGGAUUGUCUCAAUUCGGGUAAAGUUCAUUAACACAGUGACUGAUUCUUCUCUGGGGUCGAUUCUGGAUAUACUUCUUGAGCGUCGCGUGAUAUAUGAUGCUGAACUGCAGUCAAUCUGUAAACCAAACAGAGCAACAAUCGACAAAGCACGAGACACGAUCGACUUGGUGCGAAGGUGUGGAGCUGACUGCUGCUCAGUUCUGAUCACUGCUAUCCGUAGGGUGGAUCCAUGUCUUUCCAGAGAGCUGAAAUUAAGCUGAAGCAGAGGGGACUAACUGUGGUGCUGAAUGUCUAUAAUGGCUAAGUACGGCUGGGCAAUAAUUCAAUACAAUAAUUUAUUUCAUUGGCAUCGUAUCUUGAUAAAAAAACAAAUAUCCAGUUAUCGUGACACAAAAUUACAUUGUAUAAUUUGAUACUAACAAGUACUAGGGCUGGGCGAUGUGAGAAAAUAUGUCACCUGAACAGUAUAAAAAUGCUUAUAUAUUUUUUUAUAAUGUAUUGUCUAAUGUAAUUCAAUGUCAAAAAUCAGCGGCCGAAUUGUUAUAAUGCAAGGUUUACGUCAUUUAUAAAAAGGAAAAAAGACAAAAAUAGGCUUUAGUUAUUUCAUAUAGACAAUUUAUCAACCGAAUAACCAGAAAACAUGCUUUAUCAUGAUAUACAUUGUUAAAAAAAAGUAAUUUCAUAUUUCAGUAACGGGAUAGAAGAUUUUGGCCAUAUAUCGCCCAGCCAUACAGCCUACACAUUCCUUGCCAUCUUUAUAUGAGAAAUUUUGCCUUUUAAACUUGUAUUUUUUUAAAGUGAACUUGGACUACAUUGGAUGAUCGCUGAGCAGCGACAUACUUUUAUUAAGAGCUUAAAUAUAACCCACACAAACAAGCCCUUUUAUUUGACUGUAGCUGAUGACGUGGUGUCAUUUCAGCUCCCAGUCCAUUCUCUGGCUGCAAAAACACAAUAUAGCAAAUAGACCAAACUCGAGAUUUUAGUUUGUUAUUGUCUCAUGUUCAUUCAAAACAAUCUCUGUAGGAGGCCUCCACAGACGGCUUAAUUUGUAGGCCAGCUCUGUUCCAAUGCAAAUCGGUAAUUAACUGUGUGGUCAAAGACCUUUUAAAGGCCAAUAAAAAGGGAGAACUCUUCGAUCAUCCUGUAGUUCUUCUACAGGUCCUACAGUCCUCAAAUAAGGAGUUGAUCCUUCUCUAAAGAUGACUCCGGGAACAAUCCCAGUUUUGUUUUUACGAUUGUCUACAUUUUAAAGUUUUUGUCUAAAUCUUUUUAAACAUGCCAUGUCAAAUAAAUGAGAAAAACAAUUGAGACCUUUUCAGUGUCUUUGUAUUAAAUAAGUUGUGAAUUCUUACCAAUAA
Centropristis striata (black sea bass) is the source of this 2462-nucleotide messenger RNA. RefSeq lists its product as uncharacterized. Gene Ontology annotation, biological process: regulation of apoptotic process. Bases 99 to 1364 code for a protein of 421 amino acids. The record is from RefSeq and is a predicted model, not a curated record. The transcript has 9 exons. NCBI's taxonomy places the organism in Eukaryota, Metazoa, Chordata, Actinopteri, Perciformes, Serranidae.